Molecule: messenger RNA, 630 nt
Organism: Solanum pennellii
Lineage: Eukaryota; Viridiplantae; Streptophyta; Magnoliopsida; Solanales; Solanaceae
Product: casparian strip membrane protein 2
Exons: 3
Coding region: 73-630 (185 amino acids)
Source: RefSeq, a predicted model, not a curated record
GAUCACACUUAGCAUACAAAUCAUAACAACAAAAUUUCAUUUUAGUUUCAAAGUUUGAGCUAAAAGGAAAAAAUGAAGGCAGUAUCAAUUGAAACCGGAGAGGGAUCAAAGGCCAAAAGAGUUCAUGGAGUGAACAGAGGAAUCUCUGUAUUUGAUCUCGUUUUACGUAUCGUUGCACUUGUUGGAACCUUAGCAAGUGCUGUGGCAAUGGGUACUGCAGAUCAAGCACUUCCAUUCAGUACACAGAUUGUAAAUUUUGAAGCUCAAUAUGAUGAUAUCGACUCGUUUAAGUUCUUUGUGGUUUCGAAUUCUAUAGUUUGUGUAUAUCUUGCACUUUCUAUCACUAUUUCAAUCUUUCACAUUAUCAGAAGUAGAGCAGGAAAGAGCAGAGUUAUGCUCAUUGUUCUAGACGCGAUAAUGCUGGUUUUCCUCACAUCUGGAGCAUCAGCAGCAGCCGCGAUUGUGUAUUUGGCACACAAUGGCAACACUUCAACUAACUGGUUUUCGAUAUGCCAACAGUAUACAGAUUUCUGUCAACGUUCUGCUGGAUCCCUUAUCGGUUCUUUUGGUGCAAUGGCCUUGAUGGUUAUACUUAUAAUUUUGUCAUCUAUCGCGUUAUCAAGGCGCUGA